AUGAACUCAUCCUACCAGCUACACAUUCCAGAACUUAACUUGAGUACUUUUGGCAUCAACUUUACGGUGCCUACUGUCAAGAACAAGUCAUCACCAUGUGAGCAAGUGGUCAUAGCAGUGGAGGUGUUUCUAAUCCUGGGCAUUAUAAGUCUCCUUGAAAAUAUCUUGGUCAUCUGUGCAAUAGUUAAGAACAAGAACUUGCACUCACCUAUGUAUUUCUUUGUGUGCAGUUUAGCAGUAGCUGACAUGCUGGUCAGUGUUUCUAAUGCUUGGGAGACCAUAACGAUAUAUUUAAUAAACAAUAGGCAUCUAAUUAUGGAAGAUGCUUUUGUACAACAUAUAGACAAUGUUUUUGAUUCAAUGAUCUGCAUAUCUGUGGUGGCUUCCAUGUGCAGUUUGCUGGCUAUAGCAGUAGACAGGUAUGUCACAAUUUUCUACGCCCUGCGUUAUCACAACAUCAUGACAGUGAAAAGAUCAGGGCUAAUCAUUGCAUGCAUAUGGACAUUUUGCACUGGCUGUGGCAUUAUCUUCAUUCUUUAUUAUGAAUCAACUUACGUUAUCAUUUGUCUCAUCACAAUGUUUUUCACCAUGUUAUUCCUCAUGGUCUCUCUGUACAUACAUAUGUUCCUCCUGGCUCGUACUCAUGUCAAGAGAAUAGCUGCUUUGCCUGGAUACAAUUCUGUCCAUCAAAGGACCAGCAUGAAGGGGGCUAUCACUCUGACCAUGCUACUUGGCAUCUUCAUUGUUUGUUGGGCUCCAUUUUUUCUCCACCUCAUCCUGAUGAUUUCUUGCCCUCAGAACCUCUACUGUGUUUGCUUUAUGUCUCACUUCAACAUGUACCUCAUCCUCAUCAUGUGUAAUUCAGUGAUCGAUCCCUUGAUCUAUGCCUUUCGUAGCCAGGAAAUGCGGAAGACCUUCAAGGAGAUUAUUUGUUGCUAUAGCCUGAGAACGGCCUGUGGGUUGCCGAGCAAGUAUUAG
Emys orbicularis (European pond turtle) is the source of this 978-nucleotide messenger RNA. RefSeq names its product melanocortin 5 receptor (gene MC5R). The transcript has a single exon. Gene Ontology annotation, cellular component: plasma membrane; cytoplasm. Gene Ontology annotation, biological process: regulation of metabolic process; adenylate cyclase-activating G protein-coupled receptor signaling pathway. Bases 1 to 978 code for a protein of 325 amino acids. Gene Ontology annotation, molecular function: melanocortin receptor activity. The record is from RefSeq and is a predicted model, not a curated record. NCBI's taxonomy places the organism in Eukaryota, Metazoa, Chordata, Testudines, Emydidae.